UUCCUGUAAAAAUGUGUAGUAUGCGGGUCUGGUAUUUGCGACUGGAACAUUUCAUUGGAAUUUGUUAACUGUGUAGCCUGCCGGUUUGAGCAAUAUCCUGGGGGUUGGCUGCGCUGGAAAUGCAUUUUGUCUGUAUUUUUAGUUAGACAGACAAAAGGCUCUCAAAUAGGUAUAGCCUAUUCAUAUGGACAUUCAGAUACAUUUCAUAUAGUUUUACAUAGACUCGACAAAAUGUUAAAAUGCCCGGGGUAAGGAUAUUCCGCAUUUCCCUGAUCUUGGUUUUAAGCCAACAGGUCGUCUCUUACGUUCCUCCUCCCGUCAACGUGAGCCUCAUCUGCCACAAUUUUCACAAUGUGAUCUAUUGGAACUACAGUGAACCAUCUCUGCAGCCACAGUUCAAUGUGGAAAUGACAAGAAAAUAUUCUGGUGCUGCCUUGGUUUGUUCAAACACUUCCCUCUACCACUGCGAUGUCUCCUCAUUUACCAAAGUAAUACUAGAGGGCUACCGUUUCAUAUUGACUGCUGUUGUUGGACAGAAUACCAAUUCCUCCGAAAUUUCAUUCACCUACGAUGAUACAGUGGAUCCAGACCUGUUGGAUGMACAGUGCUCAUUGGAUUUCCCACCUGUCAACAUCUCUGCUGUAUCCGAUCAAAAGAUCAAAGUUCAAUUCAUUCACCCGUUUCACAUCUACAAACAUGCCAUCAUCAAAGAUGAAAGACCGGAUCAUAAGGAAUUUGAUUACAUGGUUAUCACAGAAUAUCACUUGAAACAACACAGCUUUGGCUGCUCCUACAAGCAACACCAUGUGUGUGAGGCUGAAAUACUAGUCGAUGGAGAGKUGGAUAGGCACUGCAUCAAGAUCAAAGGAAAAAUGAACAAUGUUCAUGUCUCAGCUCACCAGAACAUAUGCAUUGAGAGGAAGCAUGGGGAUUCUGGUCCUAACUACACUGCCAUCUACAUUGUGAUCCCUAUCGUUGCCAUGGUGGUGAUUGCGUUCAUCGUGUGGCUUAUAUACAGUAAACUGAGAAGUGGCUCAUUCCCUCAACCAAAGAUUUUGGCUUCCAUACUGUCACAUAUGGGUUCAGUUAGGUCACUUAUGCUCCCCGAGAGAGCCAUCCUGAGUGAGGUACAAACAGGUGGCUCCCCCCUGCUGCAGACCCCCAUGGAAUCUUUGCCAGAUGAGACCCUCACAGUCAUCAAUACCCCCCAGGAAGAGGUCCUCCGUCUCCCCAUUGGACUGAAGGACCAGGAGUGGAGCGGUGGGGAGGUCAUGUUGCCUAACGAGGGGUCAGGCUCUUCACUGCAGGUAACGAGAGAGUUGGGACUGGAGGUGAAGAGUGACUUCUCUGAGCUGUCGGACUAUGACUGCCCCCAUAGACCUGUGAUUAUUCCUGUGAUAGAGGAGAUGAGUCCUGGGGACACUGUUACAGGAUACAAAAUCUGAGUUUCUCAAGAGAAAGGAUGAUAAUAUUUUAUACAUGUAUUUAAACAGGGAAAUCCCAUUGGGACCAUUGUGCCAUUUACAAGGGCGCCCUCCACGCAAUCAUACAAAUGUACAAUUCCUACGCUAUAAAAACACUUAUUUACAAGCAAUUUUAAGAAAAGUAACUUACAAAACACAAUCAUGAAAAACAAACACAUUUGUCUUUGCACAUGCUCAGAUACCAGUCAUUUCCCUGUUCCUCUCAAUAUUUGGGUAGUCUGGUGGAGAUAAAGAGGAUAAUCAAAGGGAUAGCCUUCAUUAUGGUUUUUACAAUUCAUCACUUGGGACUGUUGCCUAAUCAGGGGAACCAGGGAUAGACAAUGUGAAACCCAAGUGGUACACAGUGGUAUUGCAUGCUAGGAACUAGUCGAAAAGAAAUGUCCUCAUUCCUGACCUGCAUGCCCCAUUGUAAUGUUGAAUUUCAUUAGGCCAAAUUAAGACAUUUCCUAUAGCAUCUUUGUACAAAAAAAGCAAGUUCCUCUUAUCCAGAUAUUAUUUUACUGUGCCUUCUUGAGUGACAUUAAUGUUUUCUAAGGUAGCAAGGAAAUAAGGGUUGGGAGUGCAGAAUGAAUAUAUUCAUUGUCUUUUGUCUUGUGCUGUGUAUAUCUGAUCUAUUUGCACUUUUUACAUGGCUCUCAUGCAUGUACAAUGUUCAAAAAUAUUAUUAGGAACAUGUCCUAUUAUAUUCAGAUGAACACGUUAUACCAAUGCAAGGGGAUUGCUAUGGUGAUGAUUUUCUGUUGCUGUAAUUUCUGGUGCCCAAAGGAUGGCAGAUGACGAUAUUGAAUUCAUCUUACUAUCCAAAUGCAUUGUAUGCAGCCAUGGUUAGAGCGUUGGGCUGGUAAUCGAAAG
Molecule: messenger RNA, 2336 nt
Organism: Salvelinus sp. IW2-2015
Lineage: Eukaryota; Metazoa; Chordata; Actinopteri; Salmoniformes; Salmonidae
Product: interferon gamma receptor 1-like
Biological process (GO): cytokine-mediated signaling pathway
Cellular component (GO): plasma membrane
Molecular function (GO): protein binding; cytokine receptor activity
Source: RefSeq, a predicted model, not a curated record